GAAUUGCCGAAACUUCGCCCUGUGCCAAAUUCCGCUUGCCCAAUUUUCUUGUUAACUUCAUCUCCAGCAUCUUCGCCUUCUUCUCUGCUCUCCUUGUAAAUCAAGCCAAACUAUGAAUUAUUCUACAGAGAUGGACAAGUCAGCUGGAUACAAUGUCGACCCCGACCUCGAAUACAACGAUGAGGUCGUCCUUGGCGAAAAGACCGGUACUGUGGCAGACAAGAGAGACAUGGCACGUCUGGGCAAGGAACAACUUUUCAAGGUAUGUCCUUAGGUGAUGUUUCGUUCUGAACGAGCCUGAGACUGACGUCCUUGCUUGCCCAGCGAAACUUUGGUUUUGUCACCAUAUUCGGGUUUGCCCUAAUCAUCAUGAGCACAUGGGAGACGAUCUUGUCGACUGUGGCAUUCGGCCUGGGGAAUGGCGGUCCUGGAGGUCUCAUUUGGACCUUUCUCGCUGCAUGGUCCGGUUUCCUCUUGGUCGGCAUCUCGAUGGCCGAAAUGGCGUCCAUGGCACCGACGUCAGGCGGACAAUACCAUUGGGUCUCGGAAUUUGCGCCUCCACGGGUGCAACGGCUUCUUUCAUAUUUUAUCGGAUGGCUUGGUGUUCUAGGCUAUCAGGUUGGAACGACGAUUGGGGCCUACGUGGCCGGUACUUUGAUACAAGGCCUCAUCAUCCUGAACUAUCCAGACACUUAUCAACCACAAAGAUGGCAUGGGACAUUGAUGGCAAUGGGGAUCUCUGUCUGUGUUGCCCUUUUCAACAUCUUUCUGGCAAAGCACCUCCCCUUGGUUGAAGGCAUCAUCUUGGUGCUCCACCUUGCCGGCUUCUUUGCCAUUAUGGUCCCCUUAUGGGUCAUGGCUCCGAGGACUCCAUCUUCGCAAGUCUGGACGUCGUUCCAGGAUGGAGGGUCUUGGGGAAGCAUUGGAGUUGCCUGCCUGGUCGGGAUGAUCACGAACGCUGGCGCCCUCGUUGGCGGAGACGCUGCGGCACAUAUGGCGGAAGAGCUGAAGAACGCCUCGAAAAUGCUCCCUCGGGCCAUGAUUUGGACGAUUGUUGUGAACGGCGCUCUCGGAUUUCUUAUGCUUGUUACAUUCCUCUACACACUGGGUGAUCUCGGCGAAGACCUCGCCUCGGCCACUGGCUACCCCGUGAUUCAAGUCUUCUACACGGCAACGGGCUCCAAGGGUGGAGCCUCGGGCUUGACAUGUCUCUUGAUCAUCCUCAACAUCUGCGGCAACCUGACCACGAUGGCGGGUUCAUCACGUCAGCUGUUCUCCUUCGCGCGAGACAAGGGAGUUCCAUUCAACAACUGGGUCUCGCGCGUACCAGCCGGCUACGACGUCCCCGUCGUCGCCAUCAUGGUUUCUGCGACUUGGGCCUGUGUCUUCCACUGCAUCUACAUCGGCUCGGCCCUUGCGUUCAACAUCAUCAUGUCCAUUGGUACCGUUGCACUGCUCACGUCAUACAUGGUGUCCAUUGGCACUGUUACCUUGAGACGACUCCGCGGCCAGCCUCUUCUUCCAUCGAAGAUGAACCUCGGCAAGGCCGGGUUGCCCAUCAACAUCGCUUCCCUCUGUUUCUGCGCCGUUGUCUACGUCUUCGCGUUCUUCCCACCGAUCCCGAACCCCCCAGCUGCGUCGAUGAACUGGGCGAUCGCUGUGUAUGGAGGUGUGCUCCUGUUGGCCUUGACCUACUUCAUUUUUCGUGCAAGGCACGCAUAUGUGGGACCGGUCGCUAUCGUCAGGAAGACAGCUUAAAUGCUUUGAUAUAGAUGGGCUGGAAAUACGACCUGAAAGGAAGCGAUGUAUGAAGGCACAACAGUAAGGCUCCGAAGCAGCUGCCGGAAUACGCUCCGCCUGUUCAAUUAUUCUACGUACUCAUGACAUCCAGUGUCCGCCACAUACAAAGACUUUCCCGCGACACAGCCACUAUCCAAUGAACUUGGUCCAACCGCCCAAGUGUCGAUCCUCUGCUUCCUCUCGACUCAAUCUUCCAGCGUACUAGUAGCUAGUCCUCUUCGUCGUUGGCCUUUCC
This is a messenger RNA of Exophiala xenobiotica, 2035 nucleotides long. RefSeq lists its product as hypothetical. The record is from RefSeq and is a predicted model, not a curated record. Gene Ontology annotation, biological process: transmembrane transport. NCBI's taxonomy places the organism in Eukaryota, Fungi, Ascomycota, Eurotiomycetes, Chaetothyriales, Herpotrichiellaceae. Gene Ontology annotation, molecular function: transmembrane transporter activity. Gene Ontology annotation, cellular component: membrane. The transcript is spliced from 4 exons. Bases 370 to 1758 code for a protein of 462 amino acids.